AUAUUAGGCACAGCAAAUAUUGCCUUCAAAUAUUACACCAGAAUCCACAAACACUUGAUACUUGUCAUUUGUCAACACAAGGAGCUGGGUUGUUGAGGUCGGGAGUAAUGGCGAAAGCAAUUGCGAUCUUACUCUUUCUGGUUCUCAUCACUUUAGUUUAUGCAAAAAAGUCGGACGAUGUGAAAGAAUUACAGAUCGGUGUCAAGUAUAAGCCAGCAUCCUGUGAGAUCAAGGCUCACAAAGGUGAUAAAAUCAAGGUCCACUAUCGGGGACAACUCACAGAUGGAACUGUUUUCGAUUCCAGCUUUGAAAGGGGUGAACCCAUAGAGUUUCAACUUGGUAGUGGCCAAGUCAUCAAAGGUUGGGACCAAGGACUGUUGGGAAUGUGCGUGGGUGAGAAGAGAAAGUUGAAAAUACCAUCAAAACUCGGUUAUGGGGACCAAGGAUCUCCCCCAACAAUUCCUGGUGGAGCAACUCUUAUCUUCGACACUGAGCUUGUUUCGGUGAACGGGGACCCAUCCAGCGGAGGUGCUGAAGACAUUGAUGAAGACGUCGAUGACGAACUAUAGACUGGAAGCGCUACAAUUGAAGUUUUGCUGUCAAAGUAGACUUACAAUGGUAUUAGAUCAUUGAGUUGCCCAGAGUAGUUUCUAGCUUUUUGUUUGACAUUUCUUUUUCACCAUUUAUCUGCCGAACGUUAGUAGAGAAGAAUAGAAGAUCAAUAAUCCGUCUUUUGCCACAUAUUUUUUUUUCUAAGCUAUAAAUGGUUCUAUGCAUUUGCUUGCGUUUACAAUUUUA
Messenger RNA from Beta vulgaris subsp. vulgaris (sugar beet), 798 nucleotides. RefSeq names its product peptidyl-prolyl cis-trans isomerase FKBP15-1. Gene Ontology annotation, biological process: protein peptidyl-prolyl isomerization. NCBI's taxonomy places the organism in Eukaryota, Viridiplantae, Streptophyta, Magnoliopsida, Caryophyllales, Amaranthaceae. Gene Ontology annotation, molecular function: peptidyl-prolyl cis-trans isomerase activity. The record is from RefSeq and is a predicted model, not a curated record. The coding region runs from base 108 to 569 and encodes 153 amino acids. The transcript is spliced from 6 exons.